Molecule: messenger RNA, 2228 nt
Organism: Purpureocillium takamizusanense
Lineage: Eukaryota; Fungi; Ascomycota; Sordariomycetes; Hypocreales; Ophiocordycipitaceae
Product: Glucosamine-phosphate N-acetyltransferase
Exons: 2
Coding region: 99-1034 (311 amino acids)
Biological process (GO): UDP-N-acetylglucosamine biosynthetic process
Cellular component (GO): endoplasmic reticulum; endoplasmic reticulum-Golgi intermediate compartment; Golgi apparatus
Molecular function (GO): glucosamine 6-phosphate N-acetyltransferase activity; monosaccharide binding
Source: RefSeq, a predicted model, not a curated record
CUGAUGGCUGCCGCUGCUGCUACUGGUGCCGCGUUGUCGGUCUCCAGCAUGAGGGUGGGUGUCCCUCGCCCCUGGAAACAGACGGCAGCAGGGCCCCGAUGGGCUGGCUGGGUUUUGGUCCAUCCAUCCAUCCAUCCAUCCAUCAGGUGGUGAGGUCAGCCCUUCCAGCAAGCAGCUGCUCCAGAGGCCUUGACCUCAUUCAUCGCGGCUGUCUUUCUUCCUCCCCCUCCCCUCCUGCUCCAGUCGUCUCCCAUCUUUCAGCCUCAGCUCCCACCGCCAAUUGUCUCUCGUUCAUCUCCUUCUCCUUCUUCUCCAUACACACGAGCAGCCAGCUCGUCACGGCCGCCAGCUUCACCGCCCAGCAGCUCUCAAUUGCCACCUCCACGCCCGCCUCCGUUCUCCGAAGCCAUCACCAUCCACCACCAAACCCAGCCCGCACCCGGCCGACCAUCACCGACUCGCCUCCAAUGCCCAGCCUCGUCAUCCCCGGCGCCUCGUCCUUCAACGCCAUGGCCGCCGACGAGGGCCUCUUCCCCUCGUACCUCGUCUCCCCCGACGUCUCGGCCGCCCUGCCCGAAGGCUACAAGCUGCGGCCUCUGCGCCGCUCCGACUACGACACGGGCUUCCUCGACUGCCUGCGCGUCCUGACCACGGUCGGCGACAUCGCCAAGGACGACUUUGAGGCUCAGUACGAGCGCAUGGUCAAGCAGGAGGGCUACUACAUCAUCGUCAUCGAAGACGACGCUGGCGCCGUCGUUGCCACGGGCGCCCUGAUUGUCGAACGCAAGUUCAUCCACAACCUCGGCGCCGUCGGCCACAUCGAAGACAUUGCCGUGUCCAAGAGCCAGCAGGGCAAGAAGCUCGGGCUGCGCCUCAUUCAGGCCCUCGACUUCGUCGCCGAGCGCAUUGGCUGCUACAAGAGCAUCCUCGACUGCAGCGACGCCAACGAGGGCUUCUACAUCAAGUGCGGCUUCCGCAGAGCCGGCCUGCAGAUGGCGCACUACUACGAGGGCAGCAAAAGUAAGCCCCAAUAGCGCUCUAGCGACGCACAAUUUUUGGCCCGUCCGUCCGUGUUUGGUCGGGGCCGACGAAGGAGGUCCAUUUGGAAAUAGAUGAAGGGGGCUUGGUUGAGCUGUUGUCGUCGGAUCGACGGCCGUCUGUGUUUCAGGGCAUCGUCAGGCCGCGAGUUGAGCGAUGCUGCAAUACGGCUUUUGUUAUUGGUUUUCUUGUUUAUUUUGUCUCCGGCCUCGGCGACGGUCUUCCUUUUUCGGGUGUCCACGUUUUUUUAACAACGGCGCAGGGAGCAAAAUCUAGAGAGGUGGACAACCCGCUUGGAGGGUUCUGGGUUCCGGGCCCAACGCGGUGGCUGAUUGGGCAAUAUAACAGGCUUUUCCCAAGACGCACAUGUUCCGGCGGCGAGGUCCGUGAGUACCGAGCAAGCGGUGCGACGCGGUGCGAUAUGCCGCGCCGGCGUGCGAGAUGACAGCUGAAUGCAACAUGGUUGGUAGACGGAGCGAGCCGCUGCGACACAAUCGACGUCGGCGACGCCAUCGCCGUGGCCGGUGGCGCGCGUCGGACGUCGAGGCAGUCGCGGUAUGUCACCCGACGUCUGGUUGUAGAUGGGCCGCUUGCCAUGCGCACCUUGGUCAGCCCUCGCCAGAUCCCCCCAUUGGGCCUCGACCGAUGCACAGUCCUGCACGACCGGAGAGGGGCAGCGCAAGCUUGACCAGGGGACGGGCCGGACGUGCUGCCCGCUUCCCCAGAUUCUCGCCCUUGUUCUGCGGCACCCUCGCCGACGCGGAGAGAUGAUCAUGCAUCCUCUCUAGCCCGGGAGUCGAGGCCGUUUAGCGAACCCGGCACGAGCAAGCAUAUUGUAACUUGAUAGGCCCGCAGCAGAAAUGCCAGCAAGCCCUAGGCAGAUGGCCUUUCCAUCUGCGGUGGGUGUUCUCGCCGUGGCGGCCCCCCCGCCCGCCACGGCUGCUGAGCCCAAGUCACAGGUGUGGUCUCGCGCGCACUACCUUGGCUGUAUGCAUGCGUGGGCGCAACGCGGGGUGGCACAGGGACGAAAAUGGUGUGUCGUACAAAGGGUAAGUGGUGUUUGCGUGGUGUAGUAAUAGGUAUUAGUCCAACGUUGUAGUUUGCGCGGCGCGCGCGAUCGCGGCAUGUGAUCGUGACGGGGGGUCCCGUUCGGGGUCGGUUCGGGGUCGCUCUGCCAAAAAUCUGAGGGG